GAGAGAGAAGCGAGCGGGGCUUCUCUGGGAUGCGCUGCUUGCGGGAGCUAAGGGGAAAAGAAGCAGCCGUGAGAGGGGAAAGUUGCGGCUGCGCUUCCCUCCAGUCGAGCGGGGAGUGGCGGCCAGAGCUUGAAGGGUGGGAGGGUGAGGGAGGGAAGGAGGCAGGUAGGAGGUCUGACAUGGGGCAACUUCCCCUUCCCCUCAGAGUCGGACUCUCCCCCCCCUCCCCAAACCAUUGCCAAUUUUCCUCACAAUUUUGUCUCCUUUCCUCUUCGGACACUACUCCCCCUUCUCAUAACUCCACCUUCUCAUAACUCCACCUUUCUUUAUUUUUUCUUGAGGGGGGAAUCCCCACUGGUGCCUUCCAUUAUGUUCUCUCAACACCGUUCAGGGGGGUGGGGGUGGGGAGUGUGUGUGUGUGUGCGUCUGCGUCCAGUCUCUGUGUCCAAUCCCUGUGUCCGUGGGGCACAUAUGUGGUGUAAAAUUUGUAAAAGAAUCAGUGCAUCACAGACGAUAAAGGAAAAAGUGAACUGAUCAACUGUGGCACAUCCAAGAGAACCAAUGCCAUUUCUAAUAGAACAGGGAAGUUUUAGGCCAGUAUUUUAUGCCAAUCCUAUUCAUUUUAAGUUUUAUUCUAUGUUGUUUACUGCUCUUCCUCUAAAAAGCUAUGGUCAUGCAAUGCCAUGUGUAUGUUUUCCAAAGAGGAAAAUUUCCUCUCAGAAAUAUUCCUAAACUGCUUCUCUCCCACCCCACCCCACCCCCAUUUAAAGGCUAGCCUAACAUUGGUUUUGAAAUCUGCAAAUACUGGAUAGAAUCCAGGGCAAAGCAGCAUUGUAUGCAAAGUGUAACAAAUACAGCUCCAAAAGAGCCAAUUGAAAAAUACAGGCAACAAAUGGUGAAGUUUUUUUUCCUUCAAUUUUGCAUGCUGCUUUGUGAUGGUUCCAAUACCUAACUUUCCUGAAAUGCAUAGUACAGCCAGGGCAGUUUCUCCUUCAGUAACAUACAUAAUCUAACAAAUUCUGCUACAUAGCAAAUAUCCAAUCAGCAAUUUUAAUAUCUACUUUAAAAAACAAAACACAUCAUGUCCUGAGGUGUUAAAAUAAUGUUGCUUGUGAUUUCAGAAAGCCUUAUUUGCUUGACAGUUUCGCUACAGGUGUCUUAUAAUCAUUAUAUGGUGGGUAUGUUUAGAUAAAAGCUAUGUGGUGCAGAAGUAGGUCCUCUCUGCGAGUGGGCGGACGGCACCAAGUGGGGACCCCGAGAUACCGCCGAGCUUCCUGCUCUCGCUGCGGAGCUGCCCCAAAACUUCCAGCCACCGCCAGCUGAAGUGAUCCAGAGCUCCCUGCCGCAGCCAGAUCGAGCCCAAAGCUUUUGCACGAACACGCACACCCCGCACCGCUUCUUUCUCUUUUUCUCCCCAGCCCACCUCCCCCCACCAUCCCUCAUCCUCUCCUCCCCAAAGCAGUACAGUUGCAAGGAGACAGAAGAAGCAGGGUGGUUGAGAAGAGGAGAAAGAGGUGGAGGGUGGAGGUAGCUCCAGUUCAUAGUCAGUGGAGAGUCCGUGCCAGGACUUCACAAUCCCCAGUCAUACACUGGACGAAAGGGAGCUGGCAAUACAAUUCACUGGGGUUUUCCUUUUUUUUCUUUUAAGGGCGAUUUUACGCGCGGGGGGGGGGGCCCUCCUUUCCCCCUGUCUCUCUUCCUUUCUCUCCCCAUUGCUUUCAGCGCGACCAGCUUUGCUCUUGAUCUCCAUUCAUGGGGCAGCAGCAGCAGCAGCGUCAAGGAGAUAAGAAAAGCAGGGGGGGGUGAAGAGAAGAAUAUAUAUGUCCCCGCCCCCCCAAGCUGCUGCCGCUUCGAUACAUGAUAAUAUGUUUAUAUGAUUAGCUGAGCCCAGGGGUGGGUAGAAGACAGAGAAAGAGAAAGAGAGGGGGUGGAGAUUGGAGGAAGAGGUGAAGGCUGGAGGUAGCUCCAGUUCAUAGUCAGUGGCGAGUCCGUGCCAGGACUUUGCAAUCCCCAGUCAAAUACUGGACGAAAGGGAGCUGGCAAAACAAUUCAUUAUUAUAUAGGAUGAAUAAAAAUUUAUUUUCAAAAAGAAAAAGAAAAUAACACUUGCAACUCCAGUUUACCAUUGCAGCCAGCAGCUACGGUACAAUGUCGGAGAGUAUUCCUACCGUGCAGCAGCAGCAGGAGCUGCUGCGGCAAUUCAAUGAGCGCCUAGCCAUCUACCUCGAGCGUGUCCGCAGCCUGGAAGCAAGCAACAGAUUGCUUCGCUGGUGUGAAGAAGACAGUCGGGCUCAGCUGAGUAGAGUACGUAGCGACUAUGCGAAAGAGCUGGCCGCGGAGCGCGAGAACCUCAACAGGCAAGUAUUGCAAAGGGCAACUCUGCAAGUCGAGCUGGAGAGCCUGCAGAAGGAGCACAGCCUGCUGGUCUCCAGGAAUUCUAAAAAUGAGAAUGAAUUAAGCCUGGCAGACGCUCGUGUGAACGGCCUCAAUGCUCAGCUUCACUACAAAGAGGGCGAACUGAUGACAUCCUUGAGUAGAGAGCAAAGCCUGCAGAAUGAUCUUCAAGAGUCGGAGCAUGAAAUUGCCUCUCUCAAGGUAAUGGUGAAUGAUUCCAAAAGCCAACUUCACAAUGAGAUGUUGAAUAGAAAAUAUGCAGAAAUGAAAGUGGAAACCCUGCAGAAAAAAGUGGCAUUUCAAAAGACCCUCCAUGAAGAGGCAAUAAAGUACAAGAACAAGUUCCACGAGGACAAGAUUCGAGAAAUGCAGUCUCAACAUCAGCAGGAAGAGAAUAAGCUGUUGAAUGCUUACAAAGAGCUCAGAAAGGAACACGAACAAGAUAUUUUGGCGUAUAAAAAUCAGAUGGAGCAAAACUUAGGUGCCAAAAUGGAAGAGCUUCGGAUUUCUGCGGCAAGGAGUAGUGUGAUGACCAAUGUUGCUCAGGAGGAGUUCAGAGAAGCAAAGAUGAGAGUUGAAUCUCUGGUGUCACAGAUUGCUGCGUUGGAAGCCAGGAAUGGAGAUUUGCAGGCCAAAAUAAGGACGCUGGAGGACACCAUUCUCGACAAACAAGGCUCAUCAGAGAGACUCCUAGCUGACAAGAACAGGGAGAUUGCCGAAAUGCAGCAGCGUAUGCAAGUACAGCAGGAAGUGUAUAUGCAACAGUUGGAUCCGAGGUUCAGUCUGAAUAUGGAGAUCAGGGCAUCCUUGGCAAUGCUAGAAAGAGAGGAAGAACGGUUAAGAGUGCCCAGGCCCGGCUCAGAAAGUGUUGGAACACUUGCAAGCACAAGUCUGGACAGCCCCCUCCUCCCGCGAAGGAGAAGAAGGAUGCAGGCAGGGGAGGAACCGGAACGCCAAGUCCGCAGCGUUUGCUUCAAAAUGGUCCAGCAUGCAUCAUAUUCAGGAAGUAUUUCCAUAGAAGAUAUUGACAAAGAAGGACAAUUUGUCAAAAUCAGAAACAAUUCUGAUGAGGAGCAGUCACUAAGUGGGUGGACCGCAAGAAGGCAGCAUGGAAACCAGUCUGACAUACCGGUCAUGUACGAGUUUCCUGCUCAAUGUACCCUUGGUGCUGGUCAAUCACUUACAAUCUGGGGUGUGCCAGAAAGUUCAAGCCCAGCUCCUGGUAUGCUUGUCUGGAAUUCCCCCGAGUCAAUGAGAGGUGGAGAGGGCAUUAAGAUUAUACUCCUUGACUCUGCUGGAGAUCAAGUGGUAGAAGGAAAGCUCACUUACGAAGAAAGAGGAGACGAUAGAGAAGAUGAAAGAGGAGAUGAUAGAGAAGAUGAAAGAGGAGGUGAUGGAGAAGAUGAAAGAGGAGGUGAUGGAGACAUGGAGGUGGCUGCUGGGGAAGAAGGAAUGGAGUUUCCUACUCAGUGAAAUGAAAGUCGGACCUGCUUCAUAAUGUAGCCAAGAGAAGAUGGUGAGCAUCUGUGGAAGCUUCUUCCAACCAAAAUGGUGCUCUACGUAUAUGAAAGUAACAACCUGCAGAAGGAGACUCCGUUCAGCUUAGAGCUUUACCC
Messenger RNA from Zootoca vivipara (common lizard), 4010 nucleotides. RefSeq names its product lamin-A. The record is from RefSeq and is a predicted model, not a curated record. NCBI's taxonomy places the organism in Eukaryota, Metazoa, Chordata, Lepidosauria, Squamata, Lacertidae. Gene Ontology annotation, molecular function: structural constituent of cytoskeleton. Gene Ontology annotation, biological process: protein localization to nuclear envelope; nuclear migration; nuclear envelope organization. Gene Ontology annotation, cellular component: nuclear lamina; nuclear envelope.